Molecule: messenger RNA, 315 nt
Organism: Sinocyclocheilus rhinocerous
Lineage: Eukaryota; Metazoa; Chordata; Actinopteri; Cypriniformes; Cyprinidae
Product: thymopoietin-1-like
Exons: 2
Molecular function (GO): DNA binding
Source: RefSeq, a predicted model, not a curated record
CGGAAGGCGCGAGCCGGUCUGACGGUUGUCAACAGAGUCCCGCGCUUUUAUUUUGAUUUAUUCUCGUUCAGAAUGGCGCAAUUCCACGAGGAUCCGGCGCUGCUCACUAAAGAGAAGCUGAAGAGCGAGUUACUGGCUAAUAACGUCCCUCUGCCCAGCGCCGACAGCAAGAAAGACGUGUAUGUGCAGCUUUAUCUGAAGAACCUGACGGCGCUCAACAAGAAGAACAUCUCUGCUCCCGCUCCGGACACUUUCUCCAGCGACGAGGAGGCGAUGACAGCGCCGCCGGUGACCAACAGCAGCCGCUCGGGGAAG